UGUUUGAUCCCAAAAAAAUAGGAAAACUAACUGAUUCCCCCGACAGCAGUUUUUCCCAUUUGGUGUGUUUCGUGGAAAACUUUGAUAAUAUGGCUUCUGACAAGGAAUUUUUCCGCCACAAGCACUUAUGGAUUUACCACAAAUACUGGGAUUUCGACGGAGACGGCACUCUGUCCUGGGAGGACUUCAACUUGAUGGCGGAGAAAUAUGCCGUCUAUCAACGAAAGGGACAGUGGGAAGAGGAGGUCGUUGAAAAUUGGCGAAAGGUCGCCAAGAAAUGGUGGGACUCCUUGUACGCCAAAGCUGACCUCAAUCAAGACUCUCGCAUAGACAUUGACGAGUGGAUGGCUUUCUUCGAGGACUUUAGCAAAGUCAAACACACUCGCGAGGACGUGCCCGAGUUUCUAGGCGGCUUCAUGCAGCUUUUCUUCGUCUCUCUCGACUACAACAGUAAAGUAUUUUUUUAA
Molecule: messenger RNA, 467 nt
Organism: Notodromas monacha
Lineage: Eukaryota; Metazoa; Arthropoda; Ostracoda; Podocopida; Cyprididae
Source: the annotation of a GenBank genome assembly